Messenger RNA from Exaiptasia diaphana, 2495 nucleotides. RefSeq names its product collagen alpha-3(V) chain. The transcript is spliced from 39 exons. Gene Ontology annotation, molecular function: extracellular matrix structural constituent. The coding region runs from base 178 to 2376 and encodes 732 amino acids. The record is from RefSeq and is a predicted model, not a curated record. Lineage: Eukaryota; Metazoa; Cnidaria; Anthozoa; Actiniaria; Aiptasiidae.
GGGYUAAAAGGCAAUAGAGGGAAGCGCGGUGGWGUAGGCGUUGUCGGAAAGAAGGGCUCAAUUGGACCGCCAGGCGAACGUGGUUUUGAUGGACUCCGGGGCGAAAGAGGAGAAGAAGGGGCCUCUGGAGAARUCGGUUCCACGGGCGUUAUUGGUAGAAGAGGAGAUGCGGGUGGAAUGGGACUCUUUGGAAAACAGGGUCCAGGUGGUCCGUCUGGUCCUAUUGGUUUUAAUGGAACUGCUGGGCCAGAGGGCUUUGUUGGAGAAAUCGGCAAAACUGGAAAACCUGGAAAAUCUGGAGGAAAGGGUGAUCCUGGCUCCAAAGGACGUAUUGGACCAACUGGUGAUGUUGGAGAACAGGGACUAAUUGGGCCAAAAGGUGAAGAGGGAGAGCUGGGAAUCAAAGGCUACUUGGGUAGUCCUGGUGCUGUUGGUGUCAUUGGGUUACCUGGUGAAGGUGGAGAAAAGGGUAUCAUCGGUGUAAUGGGGCCUCCGGGUUUCUCAGGCUACGAGGGGAUCGAGGGAAAUACAGGUCCAAAAGGCUUGCCGGGAUUGCCAGGGAAGAAAGGUGCAAGGGGGGGAGCAGGAGAUCGAGGGGAGUCCGGUUUCAAGGGCGCCAAAGGAGUCACUGGAAUUGUUGGAUUUCGUGGACAUCCAGGUGAUCCUGGAGAAUUAGGACUUCCUGGAAUUGGCGUGGGACCGCAAGGAGAAAAGGGAAUGUCGGGAAUUCCUGGGACCAAGGGUCCUAAAGGUUACAAAGGUUUUCUUGGCUUCCAUGGAAAGCAGGGUUUCAAGGGAGUGAUCGGAGAUGAAGGACAUCGUGGGAAUCGAGGGGCUGUAGGAACAUCGGGCAUUGGAGGUAAACAUGGACCGAAAGGAGAGCRUGGCACUGUCGGAGGUCAGGGAGCUCCUGGAAUAAAAGGCUUCAUCGGAGAUMGAGGCGUUCGUGGAACCAAGGGAAAAAGUGGUUCAACUGGAUCUUCUGGUGGGAUAGGUCCCUUUGGUAGUGAGGGAGAACGUGGAGAUCCCGGUCCACAGGGAAAGCCUGGAUCAGUAGGAGGCAAGGGAGAGGAUGGAGAACAAGGACCAGAUGGUGAURGUGGUAAAGUUGGUCCAGUGGGUCCUAAGGGUGAUCUUGGUUUGAAAGGGCACAAAGGCAAAGUUGGUGACAAGGGUAUUGUGGGAGGCAAGGGUGCCAAAGGGGAAAGAGGAAGAGAAGGACCCAAGGGAAAAGUCGGUGAAAGAGGUCCCUUGGGUUUAUUUGGACAAAAAGGUUUCCGGGGAUUACUUGGCCCAAUUGGUAUCCCUGGUAUCAAAGGAAUUCCUGGYAACAUGGGUCGCAAAGGUUUCCAAGGAGAUUCUGGCGAAGCUGGUGAUCGAGGUGACAAGGGAGUGAGAGGAUAUAAUGGCAGGAUGGGUGGAAUUGGCACGAAGGGCACAAGGGGUGACCAUGGAGAGCAGGGCGAGAAAGGUGCCGUGGGAAGGAAAGGCCCCCCUGGUGUAAGUGGAAGAACUGGUAAACGUGGUGGGAUCGGAGCUCCAGGACCUGAGGGUCUACGAGGCUCCAGGGGAAUGCAAGGAUCUAGGGGCGAACCAGGUGUCAAGGGUGUUGGCGGACAUAAGGGUGGUAAAGGUCCACCGGGUCGUCCUGGACCUGUACGUGGUAUACGUCAAUUUACCAACCAACUCACAAGGCAUCUACGUCAAGAGUACAUGACAGGUAGCACCAAGAAUAUCCUGUACAUGUCCCAGUCUAUCGAGACUCCUCUUGGAACACGAUCCAAUCCUGCAUUGACAUGUAAAGAAUUAAAGCAUAUCCCAGGCAUAAAAGAUGGGCGUUACUGGAUCGAUCCUAACAUGGGUUGUCCUGGAGAUGCCGUCAAAGUGUAUUGCAGAUUUAAAACCCUUGAAACAUGUAUCCUUCCCCACCAGCUUGAGCUUCCUAAACAAAAGUGGCAUAAUGUCACUCUGCCUGGCUGGAAAAGAUUUUCGGAACUUGUGAAAGGAAAGAAGAUAACAUACAGAAUCAACAAAGUCCAACUUAACUUUCUAAGAUUAUUAAGCACCAGUGUAUCACAAAGARUAGCAAUAAAGUGCAAAGCUGUCGUCGUGUGGUUCCAUAGAACAACCAAAAGCUAUCGAUACUCAUGGAAAUUUCAUGGCCCUAGAGAUCAUGAGUUUUCACAAGAUAGCAAAGUACUUCCUAAAGUUCUUAGAGACAAUUGCAAGUAUGACGAUGGAAAGUGGAGACGAACAGUGUUUCAAUUUUCUAGCGAAAAAAUCAAUCAACUUCCAAUCGAAGACUUUACAUUUUACCAUCGAAGYUUACUUGAAGAAGAACUUGGCGCUAAAAUUGGACCCGUUUGUUUCCAGUAAUUACGUACAUGGUGUAUUUAUUGAGAACCCUUCGACACUUGUAAUUAGUAUUAUGUCAGUUGUACCAGCAAAAUAUCAGUUCAUUUCUUUGUUUAGUUAUUAAAAUUUCUUACACUCCA